Aphanomyces invadans is the source of this 624-nucleotide messenger RNA. RefSeq lists its product as hypothetical. Lineage: Eukaryota; Oomycota; Saprolegniomycetes; Saprolegniales; Verrucalvaceae. The record is from RefSeq and is a predicted model, not a curated record. The transcript has 2 exons. The coding region runs from base 1 to 624 and encodes 207 amino acids.
AUGGAAGGCUCCAGCGAUCAGCUCUCUGACCGUACGCUCCCUGACGGAGGGUACUACCGGGAUGGCGAAGCACAGCCCGGGAUCGAUCUCCAAGCAAGACGCCAGGAGAUUGAAGACCUCGUCUAUGAAGACGAGACUACGUCCUCUAUGAGUGGCGUGGAGGACAGGCUCGUGGUAACCGAAGAUCCUCCGUUGAGGUUGUUGAGCCGAGUGCCGGUUCCAGCCCCAUUUCAUGCAGCUCGACCGUCGCUUGGUCCAUUUCCAGUGAUGGUCCAGUCCCAAGAAGUGCAUCAUCAUUAUCAGCAGAUUGCGGAUGAUCCUGCUCUAGCUGCGUUGGAACGAGCACGACGGGACGAACAGAUUAUUGCCCAGGCUGCGGAGUUGGCCCGGGUGUCUGUCAAGAACGAGUCAAUGCAAAGCGCUGGACUUGCGCUGCAAGAAGAGCUCAAGGGGCUAGACAAGCCGGAGAAGAGCAAGCGAUGCGGGUGGCACAGGCUGAGGCCCUCGAAGUAUUUCGGCAGUUGGAAUCUCAAGUUGCCGAAUUAUUGCGCCGUGACCGGGAGCGUGAAGCUGCGAUGGAACGCGAGGGCAUGGCGUGGACUCAGUCUCUUAAGAUUGAGAUGA